Molecule: messenger RNA, 951 nt
Organism: Verticillium alfalfae VaMs.102
Lineage: Eukaryota; Fungi; Ascomycota; Sordariomycetes; Glomerellales; Plectosphaerellaceae
Product: UTH1
Exons: 2
Coding region: 1-951 (316 amino acids)
Source: RefSeq, a predicted model, not a curated record
AUGCUGAGUCCCACCGUUGUCGACAAGUCAGCCACCCUCGCCGUGCCCGAUCCGAGCUACUGGUGCUCCACAAGCGCGCACUUCUAUGUCAACCCGCCUGGCGUCCAAGAAGAGGGCUGCAUCUGGGGUGACGAAUCCAAGAACAUUGGCAACUGGGCCACCUACGUCGCUGGCGCCAACCAGGAUGCCAAGGGUCAGACCUUUGUCACCCUCGGGUACAACCCCAAAUGGGAAGAAACCAACAUGAAGAACACCAUGCCUAGCUACGCCGUCAAGAUUGAGUGUCCCGAUGGUGGCUGCAACGGCACGCCCUGCUCCAUCGACCCCUCCAAGAGUGACUCGGGAGAGGUCACCAGCAACAACGCUGGUACCGGCGCCGGCGGCUCUCAGUUCUGCGUCGUCACCGUACCCAAGGGUUCCAAGGCCAACAUUGUUGUCUACCCCAUCGGCGGAUCUGGUGGUGACAGUGACGACGACGAUGACAAGGACGAUGAGGAUGACAAGGACGACGACAAGGAGGAAGAGAAGAAGAAGGAGCCUGAGACCACACCUGUGCCUACUCCAACCCCCACACCUACCCCGACCCCGACGCCCACACCGACACCGACUCCCACUCCAGAGCCUACGACCGAGGAGCUCACUACGUCGAGCCUCAUCAAGGAAACUUCUUCCGAGAAGGAAAUCGAGACGUCUUCCGAAGUGCCCCGCCCCUCGAUCAACCCCGGUAUUUUCCACGAGAACGAAGACAACUCCACGUCGUCCCUCUCCUCGUCGUGGUCCGAGUCUUCGGCUCCCGUGAGCCUCGCCACCAGCCGCGUCGACGUGACUCCUGCAUCUGAAACGCAGCAGGCCAAGCCCACCAAAUCCGACGAGAACGAAGGUGCUCGACGCGGUAGCAGUGCCGCUGCCGGCCUCAUCGUCGCCAUUGUCGCCGUCGGUCUACUCUACUGA